UGAAAAAGUGCAGGACAUUGUUGGUGGAGUGCGGAUUUGCUGCUGUCGGAGCGUUUUCUGGUACAAUUUGGCUUGAAAACGGGACUUUUCCCUCUGGGGAGCCAGUCCAAUUUCAUCGGGAGGAAGAAAAGCGGAUCAUCGCGAUUGCUGGCUUCUGCCUUGAGGCUGACGGAAGUUUUCCUGAUUUUUCGGGAUUGAUUACAAGUUCGAGUUGGGUGGAUUGUGAAAAAAAAGUGAAUUUCGGAGGUGAAAAUUUGUUGGGUUAAGUUUUUUUUUUUGCCAGCACGCGAAAAUUGAGGAAAAUUACGAGACUUCCCUCGCGCAGACCACACUGUUGGCCAUGGCACGCUUCGCUUUGUUGCUAAGGAGAAUUUCUAGCUGUCAUAAGAGGCUUCGUAUUAGGAAAAUUAAUCAAAGUUGAAGUUCCCUCGAAAAUCUCCAUAGAAAGUUAGUGGAAGUGGAAGAGACCAUAAAGAAAGAAGACCAGUUGGACAUUUGCUAAUUUUUCUUGAGCGCUGGCGUCUUGACGGCAAAAGUUGGAAGACACAGUUUCUGGAUAAGUCAAGCCAAAGGAAGCGGUGAAGGCCAGGUGGGAAUUGUCCCUCUGGGUAUGAGCACUCCGGAUAGCGGAGAUAAAUCUGGUUCCGGAACAGGGACAACGAAAAUGCAAUCAUCAACGGGAUCGUCUGCUGGCGGCGGCGGCGCUGGCGGAGCAGGAGGCAACGCAGGCGGUAGUCUGCCGGGAUCUGGUGGAUCCGGAGGGCCAGCCACAGCCUAUCCGAUCGAUUUGGCAUCGGCAUCCAAGGUUUUGGUCCGGCCAACCGAGAAAACAAAUAUGCCAACGACGUACAGAAUCAACAACUCGGCCGGCAAUCAGAUGCGUGUGGUGAUACCGAGCAAUGCAGCGCAGACGUUCUAUCGACACUCGAUCAACUUGAAACCAGAUCCAUCGGCCAACCGCACGCAAAUAACAGCUCUUCCGGCCCGGACCGUAACGCAGACAUCGAUCACAGUUUCACGCCCACAGACACCGGCAACGUAUAAUGUUCCUUCACGGGUUCCCACAACGGUAGCAAGCAUUCAAGCACCCAGAGCCGCUCUGACCACUCCCAUCCGGAUUCCAACGCCUCCGAUCAGUGUGGCUAACAUAAAUACCUUUGUGCGUCAGUCGGUUCCUUCGCGUACUUCCUCUCCAUCUACUGCCAUCAUUUCGCAAGGAACAUCGGCCUGGAUGCCAAACGUUCAAGUGCAAGUUCCCACACAGUUGAUACGGACAGGAAGCAUCACCCAAGCUCCUAGGGCACGGGUCGUAGCACAAACUAUUCCGGCCAAUCAAUCAUCGGCCAAUGUGAACAGCGCAACAAUCACGGCCAACGUGGUAGCUCAUCCGACAUCGACCCAAGCCAGUCAGCAGAAUGUGUCCCUCAGUGGAACGAACCCAUCGCAAGCAUUUGUGGCAACAUUGGCAACUGCAGUACUUCCGCCGCAAAGGCAAAUCACUUCAACCCUUGUCUAUACUAACAACAACUCGCAGCAACCUUACUCUACCGGCACUAAUCCCCAGCGGCUAACACUGGCCACCACGCUUUCUCCCCAGCGACCGACCGGGGUGCGACCCAUCCAACGUCUCCCCACGUCGAAUCUGGGUGUCCGUGUUACGGCCGGAAGCAUCAGUAUCCGUACUCCAAGCGUACCAGUUCUGGCUCCUACCACUGUACUAACCACAAUAGCAUCCGGAACGGCCGGAACUCAGAACCGAAACUCCGUUUCUACUGCGAACAUCUCGAAUACUAUCCCAGCUCGCAUCAUCCAGGUACAGAACCCGCAAAGCGGGCAAAUCAUCAGCGGAGGCCGACUUCCCACCAAUUUGGUGAACAUUCAACCUCUGAUCGUCAGCAAUAACCGUAUUCCCCACAGUAACAUCCAGCCUAGUUUAACGAUUGCGCAGGUGAGUAAACUGGCUUCAGUUGCCACUCCGUUGUCCAACAGUUCCGGCUCGACAUCUACCGGUCAGGAUGUGGGAAGUGGCGGAGGCACAACAACCCUCCAAACCGCCUCUGGACAACAAAUCGUUGUGAGCUCCGGGCAAGCCAGUGCAGGAUCGACUGCCACCAUUAUCACCGGUAACUUGAUAUCUGGUCAAUCAGGAAGCGGUGGUAUCCAAUCGCAAUCCCAAGGACAAAUCGCCCAAAUCGUAAAUGUAAAUUCUGGCACGGUGGGUUCCGGUUUGUCCGGUCAGGGACCACAGAUUGUAACCGUUAGCCAGGGGCAAGUAAUUGGAGGUCCCCAGACCAUAUCGGUGUCCAACUCUGGUGGUUCCGGAUCGACCACGGUCAUUCCAAUUCCCUUAGCUAUCACGGGAGGAAGAAACACAACAACCAUUCCGGUGUCGGUUGCCACUUUAUCCGGUGGACAGAAUCCGAUAAGCAUCGUUUCCGGCGGAAGUACGAUCACAGGAAUCGUAAGAAGCACCACUAGUGGUGCUGGAUCAGGACUUGGGACCUCUACGAUGCCAUCGAUUUUACCGAUUGCAAAAGUUACGCCGCAACAGCUGAGUAGCUUGAGCACAAUUGAAGCCGUUAGCAGUUCGGCCCCGUACUCAGUUUCCGGCACUGGUGCCUCCUUGUACAUUCAAACGAGGCCACAGCAACCGAGCGCCAUCGUUACGACAGUGGCCAGCUCUGGAAAGUCCAGUUCGUUGAAUGUUGUUUCCGGAACAAGUUCCGGAUCGACCGCAACGAUUUUCCCGACGUCUACUUUGUACUUUGAACGGGUGACGGCUUCACCAGCUUCAUCCAGUCAACCGGUUACAACAUCCGGAUCCGGAGCGAUAGCCCUGGUACAGAGUGCUUCCUCUUUGACAUCUACGACGAUCACAACAACGAGCGCUAUCAGUGGCCCAGUCUUCUCGAUAUCUUCCAGCGCGCUGAGCAGUGGUUCUACACCCACCGGAAGCGGUUCCGGAACAAUAGUAUCCGGCGGAGUAUCCAGCGGCCAGUUAGGCUCAUCUAAUGUUAUCACUACAACCGUGCCACCGUUGCCAUACUCGUCUUCGAGCGGUUCGUUUGCAAUCGUCCAGGCUUCCGGGCGGAACAUAUCCGGCCCGAUUCAUGGCAUUGUGUCAUCAUCUACCGCUUCCGCUCAAUCGGCAGGACAGUUCCAGUCGCAAUCCCAGCAACCUCAGUCGCAGCAGACGACAACGCAAAUUCAAGCCGUGCCAGUGCGAUUCCAUCCGCAGUUGCUGGUUGAUGGCGGCCAGGCGCAGCAAAUCAUCAUGACCGGAUCUUCGGCGGCCUCCGGGCAGUCUCAACAGCAACAACCGUCGCACAUGCUUAUUCCGGUUAACCCCGGUGGCAAAAUAGAAUCCCCUCAGUCUAGCAUUCUGCGCAAACGUGGUGGAUCUCCCAUAAAGGCCGGCAAAGAUCUCACUCAAACUCUGAUCGCCAUGGGCAAAGAACGAGCUCGGGAUCGGGAAAUGGAACGAGAGCGGGAACGCGAAUUGUCUCCACCCUCACGCCCUGCAUCAACGGAUGGCUCUACAACAGUGAGUGCCACAUCCAGCCCGGGAGCCGACCAGCAAGAGCAGGAGGAAAUUAAAGCGAUGGCAUUUGCCAACCGAAACGCGAACAGCGAUUUGCCCUUCAAACCCGUCCACGAGGAGAUCUUCCUUCACGGACAGCAGCAGCCAUCAGCCUCGAAUCAAGAUUCUCAACAACUCGGUCAUCCAUUCCAUCAUGGAUCGUUACCGCAUCAAACGUCCAUGGCCGCCGGAAGCAGCAACGGAAACUACGAACAAUCACCACGUAAGAAACCACGCAAGCAGAACGUUUCCGAGGGACAAAAAUCCGUGGCUAACAGUUUGCAGUUCUACGCCAACAACGAAUUGGACAAUACCUACCACCGAAUGGAUACCACUGGAGCGCAGAAUUUGGCUACGGCUGCAGCAACCGUUACGGCGGCGGCAGCCAUUGUGGAAAGCAUCGCAGCUCAGCAACUACUCCAUUCGAAGCAAGGUGGCAGUGGUCUUGUCGUUACGGAUUCUAACAAUCUUACCAGCAAAGCUGUUGGAACUUCUGGUAAACAUGACGCAUCGCAACAGAACCAAGGUGCAUCGGGCAUUGCUAGAGAUGGUGCGGUGGUGCCGGCGAAGGAUGUCCCUGCGACGUCAAUUGCCAACUCUCGAAAACCCCGGAACGUCAGCUUAUUGGAGUCAUACAAGCAAAGCUGGAAGGCGGCCAACAAUCACUUCCAGCGCUACACGGACGUGAAACAACGGGAGGAACGGCGUCCCACCAUCGUGGACAUUGCCAACCAAUCGCACGUACUGCAGAAGGUCAACGGCUGGAAGAUUUACCAUCUCAGUGCGCAGAUUGAAGAUUUGUGUGAACUGGAAUCUCAAGCGUACGACAAGCUGGAUCAGAUGCUGAAAACGAUGGAAGCAACGCCGAAACCGUCGGCUGAAAUCGAACGUAUCAACGAGUUGCUCAAGGGCAACAUGCAGCGCAGCAAGAUCAUCAUCGACGGCAUCAACGAGGCGCGGACGCAAAUCAUGAAAAUCUUCGACCACAAGACGCACGUUUCGGACAUCAUCCAGCGGUGCGCCUCGAAGCGGAACUUCAAGAAGCGGGAGAAAAGCUAAGCGCGCCCACGUGGCCCACUUCGCAGCAAGUUUGUGAGUUUGUAUAUAAAUCGAUCGAUGCUUUUCGCUCCAUUGUACAUUAUUUCCGAAUUUCCGGUUUGGAACUCUUAAUUGAUAAGUAAAAAUUGUGACCGGUAGACCCGUUUCUAUGCCGUAGUAUUUUGAUCAACCUGUGUACAUUCUUCGGAGAUCGUGUGUGCGCAAGCCCGGGAGCGGCUGAACGGUAGAUUUUAGAAAACCUAGGAUUUAAAUGACUCUACAAAAUGGUGGUAUUACACCAUGUUUUGAAAAUUGUUUUAAAACAUCAUUUAGCUUUUAGGUCUACAGGUUGUUCGAAGCUUUUUCAGAGCUAUUAUUCUUAGUUUGGUAAACGGGGAUGGCCUUUGCUAUGUUGGGGAAAAAGGGGGUUGCAACUUUGCGUACUAGAAACCACUAGAUGUUAAGUUCUUAUAGUAUUUUCAAUGGUUUUACGUGCAAUAAUAAGCUUUAUUAGUGGCACGGGACGCGAAGAAAGAGAAAAUGAAGAAAAUCGAAAAAAGUAAACCCUGUUGGUGAAAAUCAGAAGUUGCGCCCACGUUGAUUUAGAUUUCCCGAGGCAUCCCUCUAUUGUGUUUAGGAAAAUAUUUUAAAAUAUGUUUAGCUAUAGUAAACUGAUUUAUUUUGUAAUAGUGUCAUAACAGAUUGAACUUUAUUAGCUAUUAAAGUGCAUGGUCUAUGUCUUGAAUAAGAAUGAAGAAUUUCAGUUUGUUAUUACCUCUAUGAAGUAAGAUAAAUUUUCUAUUUCAUUAAAAACUCCUUUAACGAUAACUUAACAUCCGCAAAACUCAAGAGAACAGAAAGCAUAUAAAAUAAGACAUGAUUUUAAAAUGCUGAUGCAAUUUGAGUUCAAACGCAAAUGAACAUAUACUUACAAACUAUUAUAAAAGCAAGUGCGAAAGUCUUGGUUCUUAGUGAUCCCAGCAGAACAGAUAAAUGAGUGACUACGAACGGGGAUUACUACUUCUCAAUUUUACAUUUACGAAGCAAAUGUGUGUUACUAAAUAGCAGUUAUUUCGUGAAAGAUUAAACGAUAAUUAGUA
This is a messenger RNA of Aedes albopictus (Asian tiger mosquito), 5718 nucleotides long. RefSeq names its product mucin-2 (gene Sap130). The record is from RefSeq and is a predicted model, not a curated record. Lineage: Eukaryota; Metazoa; Arthropoda; Insecta; Diptera; Culicidae. The coding region runs from base 611 to 4639 and encodes 1342 amino acids. The transcript is spliced from 6 exons. Gene Ontology annotation, cellular component: Sin3-type complex. Gene Ontology annotation, biological process: negative regulation of transcription by RNA polymerase II.